AUGGGAAGACGGAAGAAUCGUGGCAGGGAUCCAGUCUUACUUUUUCUCCAAGACUCUCACAACCUGAGAAUCCUUGCUCAAUUGGCGAAUGAAGAUAACUUUGACUCCGAUAUAGCAGCCGGCCUUCUAAAGGAUGUACAAAACAAGGUUUCCAAUGUACCCGAUUGGGAAACCUUUUACAAACGAGCGACCCGGGUAUCGUCCUCACUGUCUGAUCAAAAACCCAUUACCCACCUCCGACAAUUCCUGAGCCAUGUGCGAGCCCGGAAUACACAGAAUACAGCAAAAGCUUCACACCGCCAGAAGCGGAAAUUGGUAUGGUUAUACUUGCCCUGCAAAUAUUUUUCUUAUGAAAUUCGAUUGGAGGUUUCCGAACUCGGUAUCCGAUCCGAUCCAUAUACAGUCCAAGAUGUCCUAGAUGGGAAGCCCAAUGCUCCAAAAUUCAUAGUAAUCUGGCGCGAACGCACGACCAAAUAUCGGGACAUAAAGGCCAACAUUUAUAUGACUGAAAAUGCCAGUAGCGAAAAUCAUGGAGUACUCAAAGUUGUUGAUUUAGAUGACUAUGACAUGUUGAGGCUAGAUCACAAUAAGUCAUAUAUAAUCCUCUCAGGCUGUCCCAAAGCUUUUAUUAUCCAGUCAGUUGUCAUGCGGGGUGUUGCCUUGGGAUGUGCAUACUCCCCAUGCUUGACAGAAUUUCUCCGUGAGGCAGUUGAUGCUGCUGUCAAUUUCCGCCGCAAUAUUCGGCCGACCCAUGUUGGGACUAUGAACCAGGUUGGUCUCAACAUGGGCCCCCGUCAUGCACGGGUUUUUGGACCUGCUGUUUCAUUCACAAAGAAGCUAGUCAAGGAAAAGAUGGUUGAUCACGAUGAAGAUAUCAUCGGUGCUGCUUCCCUGAUAUGGUCUAUUGCACAGGCUGUUCUUCCACAGGAUGUCCUUCAGGUCAUGUAUGAUCAUAUCGCAGCUGAAGAGUUACCACUCCUGCAGACUCGGAAUGUUGCUCCUGGAUCAGGUUUUACCCUCCAAAUUGACAGUACCGAAUACUUUUUUCCAUAUACAGAGCGUGCACCACCAGAAGUUUAUAUCAAUAGGGCAUAUUCUGCUCCCACUCAUAUGGAUCGCACUUAUUGUAAAUAUGCUGCAGCAUAUAUUGCUGACCGCAUUAUUGACCUCAUGCAUCCUGAUCGUCAGGGUCCUCAUGCACUCCCCUGUGACAUUGGGGGAAAUUAUGUUGAUGUCCAGCUUGGUGUAGUAGUUGAAUCUGCACCUGGAACACUGAUCGUUUUUCAACCUGGCCAGCGACAUGGUACCACAUUAUCUUAUGGUGUAUGUAAUUAUGGUUAUGCAGUCACAUUUUCGCGCCGUCUUAUUGAUGGGUAUCGGGAGCUUUCAGAAGAGGGGAAAAGGGAAUACUUUAUCAGGCCGUCAGAUUCUAAUGAAGAGGGUGUCAUAUAUAAUUAG
Messenger RNA from Lentinula edodes (shiitake mushroom), 1458 nucleotides. RefSeq lists its product as uncharacterized. The coding region runs from base 1 to 1458 and encodes 485 amino acids. Lineage: Eukaryota; Fungi; Basidiomycota; Agaricomycetes; Agaricales; Omphalotaceae. The record is from RefSeq and is a predicted model, not a curated record. The transcript is spliced from 7 exons.